Cydia strobilella is the source of this 1612-nucleotide messenger RNA. RefSeq names its product protein obstructor-E. The record is from RefSeq and is a predicted model, not a curated record. Lineage: Eukaryota; Metazoa; Arthropoda; Insecta; Lepidoptera; Tortricidae. The transcript has 5 exons. Gene Ontology annotation, cellular component: extracellular region. The coding region runs from base 99 to 785 and encodes 228 amino acids. Gene Ontology annotation, molecular function: chitin binding.
AAAGGGUUAAUCCUUUCGCGCACUGGAAGGGAGUCGCGUGCGCACUCGCGACACACGGCCAGUGGUGCCGCUCUGACUAGCAAGCGCGGACGUGCAACAUGAGAACCAGUGCCGGAAUAACUUGUCUACUCGCCUGCGUUGCUUUUGUCAACGCUGGCAUCCUGCUUGAGCAUGCGCCGGAGUGCCCGGAACAUUAUGGAGUACAGGCGUACGCCCACCCCGAACUAUGCGAUCAGUUCUUCCUCUGCACCAACGGGACCCUGACGGUCGAGACUUGCGAAAAUGGUCUGCUGUUUGACGGCAAGGGCGCUGUGCACAAUCAUUGCAACUACCAUUGGGCGGUCGAUUGCGGAAACAGGAAAGCUGAUUUGGUUCCCUACUCUUCUCCCGGCUGCGAGUUCCAGUUCGGCAUCUACCCGGACAGCGAGGAGUGCUCCACCAGCUACGUCAAGUGCGCCUACGGUAUCCCUGAGCAGGAGCCUUGCACCCCUGGUCUGGUCUACGACCACCGAACCCAUGGAUGCAACUGGCCUGAUCUGUUGCAGCCGUUCUGUAACCCUGAAGCGGUCAUCGGCUUCAAGUGCCCGACGAAAGUACCCGCCAACACGCAAUCCGCCAAGUUCUGGCCCUUCCCCCGUUUCCCCGUGCCCGGCGACUGCCAUCACCUGAUCACCUGCGUGGAGGGCCAGCCCCGUCUCAUCACCUGCGAGGAGGGCAAGGUGUUCGACGACCAGAACCUCACUUGUGAAGACCCCGAGCUCGUACCUCACUGCGGACACGCGUGAUUGCGUUAUGAUUGUGUUGCGAAACGAAAAUUGUUACUUUGUGUUCAUUCUUUCUGCCAAGCGAACUGUUUGUCCACGAAUUAGGGUCAAAAUACUUCAUUAUAUACUAUUUAUAAAUGUAAUUUAGUUCGCUGCGACGAACUAUAAACUAAUAAAAAUAAAGCUAAACUAAACCACCCUUCUACUAUGACCUACCAUUCUAUGAAGGUAGGUAACCAUAAUUUCAUGAAUUCUAACCUCGUGAGUACAUGUACAUUAAAAAUGUACAUAUUCGUUGCAAUCUAAUUUGAACCUUUUAUGAAACAAAUAAAGUAGCAUUUCUAUUGUUUCAUUGAGUUGUAAAACAAAGGUAAUUCGUUCCAAUUUACUUACAGAACAAGGUUCAAAUUAAAAAUUGGAAAACUUUAUAUGGUGGGUCUUACGAGGCUAAAUGUAAGAGUCCAACGUGACAUAUCACGUGCGUAAUUUUCGUUUUGCAAUGUAAUUAUUUCUAGCAAUUAAUUUUAAUACACCGUUCAUUUAUGAAUAAUUUUAAAACCGACGUGAAAACGUCUCUUACAAAAUUACAAAGCAAUCAAUUGACUUUUUAACUGAAACCUAUUUAUUUCCAUAUAAAAAAUGGUAUAAGUUACCUAUGUAAAGCUUCCUAAAACUUGUAUGUUACCUGUAACAAAGUUGCCAAAUGCAGAUAAUUCGUGAUAUUAGUUACCGUAGAUAUGUAUGUUUUUGUACGUCAAAGUUUAUAUGUAUUUAUCAUGUAGGUACACGUCUGUAAAUAGAUCAGCAAAAAAAUGGAUAUGUAAAUAGGAAAAUAAAACAUCUAAAUA